AUGGGUUUCCUGAAGCAAACACCAACUUUUUGGGUUCUGUUUUUGUCAUUCCAGCAACUCCACACCCUGGAGAAGGACUUGGUGUCUGCCUGUGACCUGCUGGGAGUGGGAGCAGAGUAUGCCAGGGUGGUGGGAUCCGAGUACACCAGAGCGUUGUUCCUGCUCAGCAAGGGGAUGCUGCUCCUGAUGGAGCGGAAGCUGCAGGAGGUUCACCCUCUGCUGACCCUGUGCGGGCAGAUCGUGGAGAACUGGCAGGGGAACCCCAUCCAGAAGGAAUCCCUGCGUGUCUUCUUCCUGGUCCUGCAGGUCACACACUACCUGGAUGCUGGGCAGGUGAAGAGUGUGAAGCCCUGCCUGAAGCAGCUCCAGCAGUGCAUCCAAACCAUCUCCACGCUCCACGACGACGAGAUCCUGCCCAGCAACCCCGCUGACCUCUUCCACUGGCUGCCCAAGGAGCACAUGUGUGUGCUGGUCUACCUGGUGACAGUGAUGCAUUCCAUGCAGGCAGGGUACCUGGAGAAGGCCCAGAAGUACACAGACAAAGCCCUCAUGCAGCUGGAGAAGCUAAAAAUGCUGGACUGCAGCCCCAUCCUGUCCUCAUUCCAAGUGAUUUUGUUGGAACACAUCAUCAUGUGCCGGCUGGUGACGGGACACAAAGCCACAGCCCUGCAGGAGAUCUCCCAGGUGUGCCAGCUGUGCCAGCAGUCCCCCAGGCUCUUCUCCAACCACGCUGCCCAGCUCCACACGCUCCUGGGCCUCUACUGCAUCUCUGUUAACUGCAUGGACAAUGCAGAAGCACAAUUCACUACAGCACUGAGGCUCACGACACAUCAGGAGCUCUGGGCAUUUAUUGUCACCAACUUGGCCAGUGUGUACAUCCGGGAGGGCAACAGGCACCAGGAGCUCUACAGCCUCUUGGAAAGGAUAAAUCCAGACCACAAUUUUCCCGUGAGCUCCCACUGUCUCCGAGCUGCAGCUUUUUACAUCCGAGGCCUCUUCUCCUUCUUCCAGGGAAGAUACAACGAGGCAAAGCGGUUCCUGAGGGAGACCCUGAAGAUGUCCAAUGCAGAGGAUCUGAACCGGCUCACAGCCUGUUCCCUGGUGCUGCUGGGGCACAUCUUCUACGUGCUGGGCAACCACAGGGAAAGCAACAACAUGGUGGUCCCGGCCAUGCAGUUGGCCAGCAAGAUCCCAGACAUGUCUGUGCAGCUCUGGUCCUCAGCCCUGCUCAGAGACCUCAACAAGGCCUGUGGGAACGCCAUGGACGCUCACGAGGCGGCUCAGAUGCACCAGAACUUCUCCCAGCAGCUGCUCCAGGACCACAUCGAGGCCUGCAGCCUCCCCGAGCACAACCUGAUCACGUGGACAGAUGGACCUCCCCCCGUGCAGUUCCAGGCCCAGAACGGCCCCACCACCAGCCUGGCCAGCCUCCUGUGAACCACAGUAACUAUUCAGGACAAACCUCCACCAAAACAAAAGCCAAAAAA
Neopelma chrysocephalum (saffron-crested tyrant-manakin) is the source of this 1487-nucleotide messenger RNA. RefSeq names its product MAU2 sister chromatid cohesion factor (gene MAU2). Gene Ontology annotation, molecular function: protein binding; double-stranded DNA binding. The coding region runs from base 1 to 1437 and encodes 478 amino acids. The transcript is spliced from 15 exons. Gene Ontology annotation, cellular component: chromatin; SMC loading complex. The record is from RefSeq and is a predicted model, not a curated record. Lineage: Eukaryota; Metazoa; Chordata; Aves; Passeriformes; Pipridae. Gene Ontology annotation, biological process: mitotic sister chromatid cohesion; maintenance of mitotic sister chromatid cohesion.